Molecule: messenger RNA, 2148 nt
Organism: Impatiens glandulifera
Lineage: Eukaryota; Viridiplantae; Streptophyta; Magnoliopsida; Ericales; Balsaminaceae
Product: chaperonin CPN60-2, mitochondrial
Exons: 17
Coding region: 170-1897 (575 amino acids)
Biological process (GO): protein refolding
Cellular component (GO): cytosol; mitochondrion
Molecular function (GO): ATP-dependent protein folding chaperone; ATP binding
Source: RefSeq, a predicted model, not a curated record
CCAGCCGUUAAACCCACUCUUGGUUAAAACCCUAGAGCUUUCUUCUUCUUCUAGACCCUUCUCUCUACUUCUUAUAACCCAUUUCUCUCAGACCAGUUUCUUCUCCAUUUUGUUCUCUCUCUUCCUCCAAGAAACAGUCUUUCUUUCUUUCUUUUAGUUUUCUAACAUCAUGUACCGCUUUGCCUCAAACCUUGCCUCCAAGGCCCGGAUCGCCAGGAACUUCAAUCAGCAGAUCAGUGGGAGAUUGAAUUGCAGCAGAAACUAUGCAGCAAAAGAAAUUAAGUUUGGAGUUGAAGCUCGUGCUUUGAUGUUAAAAGGUGUUGAGGAGCUUGCUAAUGCCGUUCAAGUUACCAUGGGACCAAAGGGUCGCAACGUGGUGAUUGAGCAGAGUUAUGGUGCUCCCAAAGUGACAAAAGAUGGUGUAACGGUUGCAAAGAGUAUUGAGUUCAGCGACAAAGUCAUGAAUAUUGGUGCAAGUUUAGUGAAACAGGUUGCCAAUGCGACAAAUGAUGCCGCUGGUGAUGGAACCACUUGUGCUACAGUACUUACCCGCGCGAUAUUCGCAGAAGGCUGCAAAUCUGUUGCAGCUGGUAUGAACGCCAUGGACCUAAGACGGGGUAUUUCCAUGGCUGUUGAUUCUGUUGUAACAAACUUGAAGAGCAGAGCAAGGAUGAUUGCUACUUCUGAAGAAAUAGCACAGGUUGGAACCAUAUCUGCUAAUGGUGAAAGGGAAAUUGGUGAGCUGAUAGCUAAGGCUAUGGAGAAAGUUGGCAAGGAGGGUGUGAUCACCAUUCAGGAUGGAAAAACAUUGUUUAAUGAAUUGGAAGUUGUCGAGGGGAUGAAACUUGAUAGAGGUUACAUAUCCCCAUAUUUCAUCACAAACCAGAAGAAUCAGAAAUGUGAAUUAGAAGAUCCUUUGAUUCUUAUCCAUGAGAAGAAAAUAUCAAAUUUGAAUGCUGUUGUCAAAGUUCUUGAGUUAGCUUUGAAGAGACAAAGGCCAUUGCUGAUUAUCGCGGAAGAUGUUGAGAGUGAAGCCUUGGCAACUCUUAUUUUGAAUAAAUUACGCGCUGGGAUUAAGGUUUGUGCCAUCAAGGCCCCUGGCUUUGGGGAGAACAGAAAGUCUUGCCUGCAAGAUCUUGCCACUCUCACAGGGGGUGAAGUAAUAACUGAAGAACUUGGUAUGAACCUGGAGAAUGUGGAGUUGACUUCACUUGGUGCAUGCAAAAAGAUCACUGUAUCUAAGGAUGAUACAAUUAUUCUUGAUGGUGCUGGUGACAAGAAAGCCAUAGAAGAAAGAUCUGAACAGAUAAGAUCGGCAAUUGAAUUAAGCACAUCUGAUUACGACAAAGAGAAAUUGCAAGAGCGAUUAGCAAAGCUUUCUGGAGGGGUUGCUGUACUGAAGAUCGGUGGUGCUAGUGAAGCUGAAGUUGGUGAAAAGAAAGAUAGAGUCACAGAUGCUCUUAAUGCUACAAAGGCAGCCGUAGAAGAAGGAAUUGUGCCAGGUGGUGGUGUUGCUCUUCUAUAUGCAUCGAAAGAAUUGGACAAACUGCCAACAGCAAACUUUGAUCAGAAGAUUGGUGUUCAAAUUAUUCAGAAUGCUUUAAAGACACCAGUUUACACAAUAGCUUGUAAUGCUGGAGUUGAGGGUGCUGUCAUUGUUGGUAAACUACUAGAACAAGACAACCCUGAUCUUGGUUAUGAUGCAGCCAAAGGUGAAUAUGUUGAUAUGGUUAAAGCUGGAAUCAUAGAUCCAUUGAAGGUUAUCAGAACAGCUUUGGUUGAUGCUGCUAGUGUGACAUCGCUAAUGACAACCACAGAAGCAAUAGUGGUUGAACUUCCAAAGGAUGACAAGGAAGGUUCACCAAUGGGUGGUGGUGGUAUGGGCAUGGACUACUGAUAAUAUAUAGUUUUUCGUGGUUCUGACUCAUCUCUCGACAAUAAUUUUGGUAUCGAAAUCAAUAAAUCAAUCUCCGAAUUUGUAAUCAUUGUGAGUUAUUAAGUUCAGAUAGCAUGUGUAGGAUAUUAUUAUAGAACCAACCCGCAAGCAGCAUGUCUCUUUCAUUGUUGUUUUGGGAUUCGAUUUUUCAUAGGCAGAAACAUUUCUGCUGAGUUAUAUUUUAACCGAUGGAGGCUAUAGUUUUGUUUUAA